UGUUCUACCGCUAUCCCCACAAACGUUUUUCCUCUCUCCUCUUUGCAGACACUCUCUUCUCUUCUCAGCCACUCUGUCCCCUUUCUCUCUUCACUCAUCCCUUACCUAGUUCACACUCCAGUGCUACCAAUCUCUUGGCUUGGAUCUAGUCUGUUUGGUUUUAUAUUUCGGGUUUGUUAUUUGUUUCUUUGAUCUGGUUUGCUGGGUUUGUUGUUUGUUUCUUUUAUCUUCAUUUCCAAUCAAGUUUCGCUCUGUCCAAAAACUUGGAGCUUUAUACUCCUCAUCUCUUGUAAUUCUCAUUUCGUCACAUCUUUCAUCUUCGCAAUCUUCUACUUGUCGACUCUAAUGGCUCUCCCAAUCCAUCAAGGAGGCUCCUUUUCUUCUUCCACUCACCGAUCGGACCACGAUGUCUUCUUGAGCUUUAGAGGUGAAGAUACUCGCAAUGGUUUUACUGGCUAUUUAUAUAGUGCUUUGUGUGACAACGGUUUCAAGACCUUCAUUGAUGAUAACCUCCAAAGAGGAGAACAAAUUUCAGAGGAACUUCUCAAAGCUAUUAAAUCGUCAAGGAUUUCAAUUAUUAUAUUCUCUCAAAACUACGCAUUUUCGUCUUGGUGCUUAGAUGAACUUGUCGAGAUUCUAAACUGCAAGCAAAAUGGACAAUUGGUUCUACCUAUUUUUUACAAAGUGAAUCCAUCUGAAGUACGAAAGCAAGAAGGUAAUUUUGAAGCUGCACUAGCUGAACAAGAAAACAAAUUCAAGAAUAACAUAGAGAAGGUGCAAAGGUGGAGGGCAGCUCUAAAUGAAGCGGCUAGUUUAUCUGGAUGGCAUUAUGAGAAUGGCAACCCUGAACAUAAAUUCAUCGAACAUAUUAUGGGACAUAUGUAUACCAAAUUAAGUGGCAAACAGUUAUUUGUUGCUAAAUACCCUGUUGGAGUAAAUUCCCGAGCCAUGGCCAUAGAAUCGCUUUUAGAUAUUAAGGUAAAUGAUGUUCGGAUGGUAGGGAUUCUUGGUCUUGGGGGAAUAGGUAAGACAACUAUUGCAAAAGCUGUUUAUAACGGAAUUGCUGAGCAUUUUGAAGGAAGUUGUUUUCUAGAGAGUGUUAGAGAACAGUCUGGAACAAAUGAUGGCAUAAUCAAACUACAAAAGAAACUCCUUUCUAGUAUCUCAAGGGGCAAACAUUUGGAGGUGGAGAGUGUAGCCCAUGGAACCAAUAUGAUAAGGGAAAGGCUUCAAAGUAAAAGGGUUCUUUUAAUUCUUGAUGAUGUGGAUAAAUCAAAUCAAAUUGAAAAUUUGUUUGGAAAUUUUGAUUGUUUUGUUUCAAGAAGUAGAGUCCUUAUAACAACAAGAGAUGCACACGUCCUAUCUACUCUUGGAAAAGAUUGUACAAUUUAUGAGGUGAAGGAAUUGGACAAACAAGAAGCUCUUGAACUUUUUACUCGAUAUGCCUUUCAAGGAAAUAAACUUGAGGAAGAUUAUUUUGAACUUGCAAACCAAGUCCUCCAAUAUGCCAAAGGCCUGCCAUUAGCUUUAACAAUAAUAGGUUCUGAUUUGUAUGGAAAAACAACAUCUGAAUGGAAAAGUGCAAUAUAGCAAUAUGGAAAAAUUCCUAAAGGAGAUAUUCAUAAUAUACUUAAAGUAAGUUAUGGUGGAUUGGAAGAUACGGAAAAGGAUAUUUUCCUCGAUAUUGCAUGUUUCUUCAAGGGAUGGAACAAGGAUAAUGUUGUAAAUCUAUUAGAUGCUUGCGAUUUAUAUUCAACAGUUGGUAUUCCAAACCUUGUUAAUAAAUGUCUCGUAACUAUUGGUCAUAAUGGCAUAUUGGGGAUGCAUGACUUGGUACAACAAAUGGGUAGGGAAAUUGUUCGGCAAGAAUCACCAAAAAUCCUCAACAAACGUAGCAGGUUAUGGUGUUAUGAGGAUGUUCUUAAAGUACUAUCCGGAAGUAAGGGGUCAGACAAAAUUCAAGGUAUAUUGUGGCAUUCGCCUAAUCCAAUAACAGUGCAAUUACAAGCUAAAGCUUUCAAAAAGGUGGAAAAUCUCAAAUUUCUUAUCGUUCGUAAUGUACUCGUUUCUAAAGAACUUAAAUAUCUUCCCAAUGAGUUAAAGUUACUUGAAUGGGACCAAUAUCCUUUUUCCUUGCCAUCCAAUUUUUGUCCUCAAGGACUUGUUGACCUCAAGAUGUCACAUAGUCGCAUUAGAUUGGAGAGGCUGUUCAAGCAGGGGUUAGCUUUCAAAAAUUUGAAAAGUAUCAAUUUGUGCAUGUGUUCAUCCAUUAGAAUAUUACCUGACUUGUACGCCCCAAACUUAGAGAAAUUGGACAUUAGUAAUUGUCAAAAUUUAAUUGAGGUUAAUGAGGCCAUUGGAUCUCUUGAUAAGCUUAAAUAUUGGAAUCUCAAAGGAUGCGAAAAGCUUCAAAUUCUUCCAAGCAACUUUAGGUUGAAAUCUCUUGAACAUAUUUAUCUACAAAACUGUGUGAGUCUUAAAACAUUACCUGACUUGUGCGCCCCAAACUUAAUAGAAUUGAACAUGUUUGGUUGUGAAAAUUUAAUUGAGGUUCAUGAGGGCUUUGGAUCUCUUGAUAAGCUUGUUAAUUGGGAACUCUAUGGUUGCAAAAAACUUCAAAUUCUUCCCAACACCCUUAGGUUGAAAUCUCUUAAGUCUCUUGGACUAGUUUUGUGUGUAAGCCUUGAAAACUUUCCCAAUAUUCACCCAGAAAUCAAAUGUGAUCGUUAAAAGCUUGAUUAUAGUAAUAUUAAAGAAUGGCCUUUGUCACUGAGGUAUCUUUUUAGUGGGCUUACUGACUUAAGCCUACAUGAUUGUCAAAACCUUGGGGGUUUUUUCGUUAGCAUUUCGAGAUGUAAGUUUACGAACUUGCGGCGAUUGGCAAUUACGAAGUCAAAGUGUGAUGGAAAUCUAAUUGAAUCACAUAUUUUGAUGAAGCCCGAUUUCUUCCCCUCAUUGGGAGGUCUAUUUCUAAAUGAGACUAAUAUUGUUACAAUCCCAAGAAGCAUUAUUAGAUUUACUACAUUACGAUUUCUUUCCAUAAUUAGUUGCAAGAACCUUCGAGAAAUUCCAAGGCUUCCACAGUCUAUAAGAACUGUGAUCGCAGCAAACUGCACGUCGUUGGAUCUACCAUCAUCAUGCAGUUUAUUGAAUCAGUUUCAAGAACUGUUCAUGGAUCCCCCGUCUUCUCAUCGCGAUGUUGGUCAUUUUAUACUACCAAGAAUUGAGAUUCCGAAGUGGUUCAAAUUGAAACAUCAGAGUGUUGGAAAUUCUUCUGUAUCAUUCCGGGUUAGUCGUGAAUUUCCAAAGUUAAUUGUCUAUUUUGCUAUUCGAUCGGUGGAGGUGAGACAGUAUAUAGAAUGUUCUGUUGUUUCCGCCAAUGGUUUUUCAACAGGUGUAACUUUUGGUUCCCUCCCUAUGGAAGGAGAGCAUCUCUGGAUAUAUACCCCUUACAUUUUGAAAUGGAAAUGGGAUGAAUCAAAUCCAUCCGAACAGAAUGACGUUACGAUUACAGUUGAAAUCAAGGAUGACACUUCUUCUUGUAACCCCAUAAUCCCUUCAUCUGAUGACCGCAAAAUUACAUGGUUGGGAGUCCAUGUAGACUGCAUCUGCUGUGGUUGUCGGUCUUCCUCUGUCUCUGAUGACAUCGAUCACCAUUCUUUUCCAUCUGAUGUGGGGCCUCAAAUGGACACCAACUUACUCAUGGUUCACCCAGGUUUGGGAUCUAGUGACGUGUUGGAUGAUCUGGGUCCAUCUUCGAGGGCCUGGAUUUGUGAUAACACUGAGCUACAGCCUUUGCCUGCUGUUUUCUCCACUUCUAAUGGUUCAGAUUUAGAUCAUGGGGUUUUAAACAGUGGAGGGGUUUCAGGGCUUUUGAUCGAACCAAACUCAGGUUUAGCUGGGUCAUAUUUGGGAUUUGAAGGAUAUGAAUCAACGUUUCCUGGUGAAGUGCACAAUUUGGAUUCAUCAUCAAUUGCCAAUCCCUUUGCAAGGAGUGGAUAUCUCGACUCAAAUGCUAGUAUAGAUGGUUGCUCUCCCCUAGUCCUUGAUGACAUUGAGCACCAUUCUUUGCCAUCUGAUGUGCUUCCAGUGGAUACCACAAAUGGGUCCGAAUUAGGCUUGGGUCGGCAAGAUUCGGGAUUUAGUGAUGGGUUUGAUCUGGGUUCCUCUUCAGUGGCCCAUGCCUUUGACAACAAUAAUUCUGACUUCAAUCUGUUUCCACCAUCAAAGAAGGCAAGAACAUCUUGAUCAAACUUCAAAGAAUUAUGCUUCCACCUGAAAGCAACCUCGACGCCAAGUUGCUGUUGCUGUUGCUGUUGAAGUAAUUGGUUUGAAGUGUUUGCAGUAAUUCAAAAACCUCUGAGGUAAGACCAUGAAAAUUUUAUUUUGUGGAUCUCCUAUUUUGGUGAUCCAUAUUUUGGUGAAUAUUCUUGGAUGGGAAGAUCAUAUGAGGUCAAUGAGUUAAAUUCCAACCUUUUCAUAGUAGUUUGGUGGCAUUGAACUUUCUUGUUUUCUUUGAAAAUAUCCUAAACCAAUUUCCCCUUUCAUUCAAUUGCUUAAAAAAUACAUAAUCUUUUUUUCUUUUUUCUUUUUGAUGCCAAGAUUCAGCUUCAAGAGCUAAGAUGGGAGGUAAAGAGUAGACUCCUCUGCUAUGGCAUGUUCUAAUUUUUUUUAUUUGCUAUCACUUAUGAUUUAGUGAUUUAAAUAGUUUUUAUACAAAUUAACUGUUUCAAAUCUUUAUUUGGGUCUUUUUGUCUAGGAAUGUGGAGUAGUCUUUAAAGGACUAGAUCCUAUGUCAAGGUAAUCAAGAGGUACUCUCUACAGUUAAAAAGGGAUGCAGCAAACACAUGGGAAGUGGAUGCUGCAUUUAAACCACCUGAUGUACUUUUCAGUUGUUUUCUUGGAAGUAUAGCACAUGAUCAUCUACUAGAGAUUAUUUAUUGCCAGGUUCUGGAAGCUCAAACAAGUCCGGUGGAAGCUCAAACAAGUCCGGCUGCCCAGGAACAAUGAUAGUGUUGAGAUGGAUGUGAAAAUUAGUCCAAAGAUUAACAAAGGAGUUCCAGAAAUAUUAUGUGGAGGUAAUCCUGAAAGUCUUUAAUUUGGAGCUGCAUUAUGGGGAUUUAUCUUGCAGCAACUAAAGUGAUGAUUGGUGGUACCUAGUGAUUUAAUGGGUAUUUGGAGCAAAAGAUGUUUGGAACACUUGUAGUAUGAGUUUUCAGACAAGAAGGCAUGGAUGGAAAACAGCCUUACAAUUAAACACAAGUGGGAUUGCUGGUUAUGGUGAGCAAGAGAGCCUCAAUGGCAACGACCAUGAUCUUGGAACAUAUUUAUUUAGUGUGACAUAAAGUGAGAAAACACGAGUAUGUACUAGAAGAGAUCAACCUCUUUCCAAGAAAAUAAUAACCAAAAUCAAUUCAGAAAAGCCAAGAAGAGGAACAACCGGUACCAUAGAAUCCAUGCAAAGAUCCAUCAAUUCGGUGCAAAGGAACUUAGGUCGAGAUUGGUCCAAGUUAGAAUUGGGCAAGUGACUCCCUCCAAGGGCUUUAGAGUGUUUUUAAAGUUUAACUCUUAAUAAAACUAUCAAUUUCUUUUUUCUUAUAGAUUGUAAAAACAUCGUUUUCACUCCGACUAAUUUGAGUUUAACUAAUUUGUCCAAUUUUCAUCAUGGAAAAUUUGGGUGUUA
Messenger RNA from Quercus lobata, 5683 nucleotides. RefSeq names its product TMV resistance protein N-like. Gene Ontology annotation, biological process: signal transduction; defense response. The record is from RefSeq and is a predicted model, not a curated record. Lineage: Eukaryota; Viridiplantae; Streptophyta; Magnoliopsida; Fagales; Fagaceae. Gene Ontology annotation, molecular function: ADP binding. Bases 346 to 1590 code for a protein of 414 amino acids. The transcript has 11 exons.